This is a messenger RNA of Rhododendron vialii, 732 nucleotides long. Its product is annotated as B3 domain-containing protein Os01g0234100-like. The record is from RefSeq and is a predicted model, not a curated record. Bases 1 to 732 code for a protein of 243 amino acids. The transcript has 7 exons. Lineage: Eukaryota; Viridiplantae; Streptophyta; Magnoliopsida; Ericales; Ericaceae.
AUGGCUCUAAGUCAAAGCCGAAAUGCAUCAGAAAAGGGUCUUCUUUCGAAAUUUUGUCAAUUGUACCUGCCAAGGUAUGAUGCAGAAGUGGUUUUAGAGGAUGAAAGUGGGGAUGAAUACACUACCAAUUACCUUAAGGAGAAAGCACUUAGUGGUGGAUGGAGAAGCCGACUUAGCCUUAUCGAAUUCAAGGUAAUCAAGAACUAUAAGCUCAUGAAGGGCAAGCCAGUUUAUGAAGCCAAUAAGUGUCCUUCACCUAAGAAGUAUAGAAAAAAGAGAAAAAAAAGUAGGAGUAUUCUAAAAUUGGUGGAUUUUAGUAGGACACCGGUGUACAUAGUGAGAGCAAAAUAUUUUGAGGUAGCCAAUGCCCUCAACCUUCCAAAUUCUGUUGCUUGUGAAAAAGAAACAGGUUUUGGAUCUUUUGCAGAGAAGAAUAGCGAAAGAUGUGAGAAGGAAGAGAAAAAGCGUCCAAGAUAUCGAGAACUUCACAUUAUUGUGAAUGGUAUAACUAUUGAUUUGCUCGCGACACAUGUGCGAACUAAGUACUACAAUCUCUACUGCAACCAGAUAUCAAACAUCCAUAAGGGCCUUAUCAAUAGUAAUAUGGCAACCGGAAUCAUAUCAGAGACUAUUAAUAUUGCUGAUGCAAUUAGAGCUUCCCAGAUUUCCAUCUCCCGGAUGACUUUGCGAUGUGGGACAAGAUUUUGGAAGCCUUUGGGCUUUUGGGAAUGA